ACUACUUUUCUCUACCAAAUAAUAAUAUUCUCUUUCAUCUGUUUCCUUCCAGAUCAACCAUGCUCAAGUGGGUCGUCACCAAGCGUGCAGCUUCAACAGCUCCACGUGUUCCGCCAAUCAACGGACCAUCUCCCCCCGUCGUAACCCAACCAGAAUUUUCCUGCUCCUGCGACAAGGAAAACCACUGCGAAGAGACCAUCGAGUUCGAGACCAACAACAACAAUUCGUACGCCUUCAACGACCUCGGCAACUUCUACAGCCCUCGCAAGUGUCGCCUCUCUUCCGGACCCCUCAACCGAACCGCCGACUCUCGAGGCGGCACUCCAAACUGCUCCUGCCAUCCAGAUCCAUCCUCCACCCAGAAUCGUCCUCGAAACGGCCAAACCCCACUCUCGUCACGCAAUCAACUGCGCAAGAAGCUCCGAACACGCAGGGAACGCAACAAAACCUUGGCAAUGCGACUGUCCGUGGCCAGCCUGAACGCCAGCCUGUCGGAACAUACGACCGUCGUUGGCCACACGACACCCGCCAAAGCCCAGAACGCUCCAUUGGGUGACCUGUUCAACCUGUACCGGGAGCCACCGAGCGCCAAGGCAGAACUGCUUCAGACCUUCCUCAACUCGAAUCCAGGCCCAUUUCAAGAGCGGGAUGUUAAAACGCCCGAAGGGCCGAGUCCCCUGGCGAAUGGUGCCGGACAGUUGAUUCGUCAGCGAGCAGUUAGGAGGAAGCAACCACCGCCGCCGCAGCAGUGUAAGCUGGUCAAGACAGGAAUCAGGGGACAGAAGAUGGAGACGAACGAUAGUCCAAGUGCCUUUUACAGUGCGUACAUUUUUCGAGAAUUGGCACGGGAAAUGUUGGUGUAGAAUUAGUGUUCGGUUGGGUCACAGUUUAGGUCAAGUUAUGUAGUUAGGUUACUUUAUUGAAUAAAUCUGAAAUCAAAC
This is a messenger RNA of Culex pipiens pallens (northern house mosquito), 941 nucleotides long. RefSeq lists its product as uncharacterized. The record is from RefSeq and is a predicted model, not a curated record. The transcript has a single exon. Lineage: Eukaryota; Metazoa; Arthropoda; Insecta; Diptera; Culicidae. The coding region runs from base 60 to 863 and encodes 267 amino acids.